ACACCAAUACCACGGAGAUACCAGGGAGAUAAGGUGUCUUAGGUCACAUAUUCAAUCAGCCUGAUGUUCAUCAAACGUGGAAAAUGGGAACUUGGCGAGUUGAAGUCGAGUGACAACAUCACGGUGGUACUUCUGGAAAAGUUAUCUCUUCCAGACCAUAGCUACCUACCUUCUGCACUCCAAAGUUCUCUCAGCCCUCUUACAUAGCAUACCUCUUAUUUGACCUCCCUAAAUUCCUCCAUCAUGGAUGAUGCUGCCGGUCUAGCCAUUGCCUUCAAGGAGGCUAAGAAAUCAUAUGAACAAGGAGGAAUUCCUAUCGGAGCAGCACUCAUCUCCAGCACCGGCAUCGUUCUCGGCCGCGGCCAUAACCAGCGCGUUCAGCUUGAUUCACCUAUUCAUCAUGUACGGCGAAACCGCAACCCUUUUAAACGCUGGCCGCCUCCCCGCUUCCACCUACGCAAACUCAACAAUGUACACCACCCUUUCCCCCUGCGACAUGUGCACAGGGGCGAUUCUGCUUUACAAGAUCAGGAGGGUAGUGAUAGGAGAGAAUAGCACGUUCAAGGCAGCAGGGGAAGACUAUCUGCGCCAGAGAGGGGUCGAGGUGGUGGUUAUGGAUGAUCAAGAGUGUAGGACAUUGAUGGAACGGUUCGUGAGGGAGAGCCCGGGGGUUUGGUGGGAGGAUAUUGGUGUUGUGGGGGAGGAGAAGAGGGAGGAAGGGAGAUGACCAUGUUUUGUGAAUGAAUGAUUCUGGUGCUGUAAGAGACAGAAGGGGAGGGGCUCUGUUACGGAGCGUCUGAACAGAUAGAAGGCGUGCUGGAAUAUGAUUGAGAAGGCUGAUCAACUAACUGC
Molecule: messenger RNA, 852 nt
Organism: Neurospora crassa OR74A
Lineage: Eukaryota; Fungi; Ascomycota; Sordariomycetes; Sordariales; Sordariaceae
Product: cytosine deaminase, variant 1
Exons: 3
Coding region: 296-727 (143 amino acids)
Cellular component (GO): cytoplasm; nucleus
Molecular function (GO): zinc ion binding; diaminohydroxyphosphoribosylaminopyrimidine deaminase activity
Source: RefSeq, a predicted model, not a curated record